This is a messenger RNA of Pyrus x bretschneideri (Chinese white pear), 2891 nucleotides long. Its product is annotated as protein ALTERED SEED GERMINATION 2. The record is from RefSeq and is a predicted model, not a curated record. Gene Ontology annotation, molecular function: protein binding. Gene Ontology annotation, cellular component: Cul4-RING E3 ubiquitin ligase complex; cytoplasm. Gene Ontology annotation, biological process: negative regulation of fatty acid biosynthetic process. Lineage: Eukaryota; Viridiplantae; Streptophyta; Magnoliopsida; Rosales; Rosaceae.
AAUUAAUAAAAAAAAAAUUGUGUAGGAAAAGGCGAGUGUUUCGUGUUCCUGAAAAUUGGACGAGGAGGAGAAUCAAGAAGCGCUUCUUCUUCUGCAAGUGGCUUACUGAAGAUUAUCGGACUGGUACACGAUCGCGUUUCGGUUUUUGGUUUCGGGUUUUCGGCUCUUCUCUCUUCAAUGGAAGGCGUCCCUUUUCACGACGGCAACAUCCACGACUUGAUUGCGAGACGAUACGUCGACGUUCGGCACGAUGCCAAUCACAGGUUGCAGAUGCACUCGUCGUUGGUGCGAAGGCUUUCUCAGGAAAGAGAAUUGGAGGGGCAUCAAGGUUGUGUUAAUUCCAUUGCUUGGAAUUCGAAUGGCUCGCUUUUAAUGUCUGGAUCAGAUGACACACGGAUAAAUAUCUGGAGCUACUCUAGUCGGAAGCUUUUGCAUUCUAUAGAGACUGGGCACAGUGCGAACAUAUUUUGUACAAAAUUUGUCCCUGAAACUUCUGAUGAGCUUGUGGUCUCUGGAGCUGGAGAUGCAGAAGUUCGAUUAUUUAAUUUGUCUCGUUUAAGUGGGAGAGGAACUGAUGAUAAUGCUAUUUCUCCAUCAGCUGUGUAUCAAUGCCAUAGUAGAAGAGUAAAAAAGUUAGCUGUUGAAGUUGGAAAUCCCAAUGUGGUAUGGAGUGCAAGUGAAGAUGGAACUUUGAGACAGCAUGACUUCCGAGAGGGCACUUCUUGCCCACCUGCUGGAUCCACUAAUCAAGAAUGUCGCAAUGUUUUGCUUGACUUGCGGUGUGGAGCAAAGAAGUCACUUGCUGAUCCCCCCAAGCAAAAUUUUUCUUUAAAAUCUUGUGAUAUCAGUUCCACUAGACCUCAUUUGCUCCUAGUUGGUGGGAGUGAUGCAUUUGCCCGUUUAUAUGAUAGAAGGAUGCUGCCACCACUGACAUCCUGUCGGAAACGGACAGCGCCACCUCCUUGUGUUAACUAUUUUUGUCCAAUGCAUCUCUCCGAACGUGGACGUGCUAGCUUGCAUUUGACUCAUGUUGCAUUUAGUCCAGACGGAGAAGAGGUUCUACUUAGUUAUAGUGGGGAGCACAUAUAUUUGAUGAAUGUAAAUCAUGCUGGUGAGAGUGCUAUGCAGUAUACUUCUGGAGGUGUUUUGAAACUAACCAGCUUCAGUCCUAUACUCAAUGGAGUCGAACUGCAUCAACCAGCAUCCAAUGUAUUCAGAAAUGGUCUUCCCAAAAGAGGCAACGUUGCUGCAAGGUUUGAGAAGUGCAGGAAUCUAAUUGAAAUUGCUGAGCGGUCCUUGGAGGAGGGGACAGAUUAUUUUUAUGGCAUUGAAGCGUGCAAUGAGGUGUUGGAUGGAAAUGGUUGUGAUAUUGGGCCUACACUAAAGCAUAAUUGCCUUUGUAUUCGUGCGGCAUUGUUGCUUAAGCGCCAGUGGAAAAAUGAUGUUCAUAUGGCUAUAAGAGAUUGUUAUAAUGCUCGGAGGCUCAUUAGCUCCUCUUACAGAGCUCAUUACUAUAUGUCUGAAGCUUUAUCGCAGUUGGCUAAACAUAAAGAAGCUCUGGAAUUUGCUAUCGCAGCCCAAUCUUUGGCUCCAUCAAAUUCUCAAGUAGCAGAACGAUUGGAGCGUGUACAAGGGGAUCUUGCUGCAGUUGAAUCUGAAAGAAAUAGUAAGCCAAAUGAUGGAGCACACAGGUCUGAACCUCGAGGUGAAAGAGUUCUAUCACUGAGUGACAUACUCUACCGAUCAGAGGGUAAUAGUGAUGUUUCACAAGAUGGUCCAAGAUCUGAAAGGGAAGAUUCUGAUUAUGAUGAGGAACUAGAGCUGGACUUUGAAACGUCGAUCUCAGGUGAUGAAGAGCAUGAUAUCGAGCCCAAUAUUGUACAAGGAAGCUUAAACUUGAGAAUUCAUCGAAGAAGUGAUUCUGCUAGAGAAGUUGGUGGUGCAAACGGCCCAUCUGGAUCCCCUUCUUCGUCAUCUCACAAUGAAAGAAUACCAUAUCAGCCUGAGGCAACUAUUGAUAUGAAACAGAGAUAUGUUGGCCAUUGUAAUGUUGGAACGGACAUAAAACAGGCCAGCUUUCUUGGCCAGCGAGGUGAAUAUGUUGCUAGUGGAAGUGAUGAUGGCAGAUGGUUUGUCUGGGAAAAGCGAACUGGUAGACUGAUAAAAAUGCUUCAAGGAGAUGAAGCUGUCGUGAACUGUGUACAGUGCCAUCCGGUUGAUUGUGUUGUGGCAACUAGUGGAAUUGACAACACAAUAAAAAUUUGGACCCCCAGUGCCUCAGUCCCAUCUAUUGUGGCUGGUGGAGCCGCUGGACCAGAAAAUGCUGACAUUUCGGUAGUCAUGGAAUCCAAUCAGCGCAGAUUAAGCCAUAAUCGUGAGACUAUCCUCCAUUCUGAAAUUUUGGAGCAUUUUCGAAUGCACGAGUUUGCUGAAGGAAGCUUGCACCCAUUUGAGUGUGCCCAGAGCUGACAAAGUCUUAUGGAAGUAUGGAGAUGCAUAAUGGUAGAUUGUAAAGGAGGGGCAAUCGGGUUUUUGUUUUCUGUAAUGCCAGAAGUUGAUCCGAGGCAACCGAUAUUGCUGUUGGCAGAAAUCUUGUAAGUCAUACAAAACCAUUGUCAAAUCCCUAAAUUUGUUGAAAACAUAGAGAUGUUAUUAUCCGGUUCUCAACUGUAAAGUUGUACCAGCUGAAAGUAGUUUCUCCCCCUCUUCGUUUUGUUUUUGUGACUGUAGAUAAGGAAUGAGGAUGUUAUUUUUGUGUAUUCGUUUGCUUUCCUUUCCGUGUACAGAAUAGAAAGUGAAAGUUCGUCUAUUGUCUUGUGAGUUGAUAAAUAUAUAAUUCCCUGCUGCCUUGCCUGCAACCGUUUUCAUAUGACAUUAGAUGUAUUCCCUGC